AAAUGAAGGUCAGUAACUCUUUAAAUGUAUUCUCAAGUGCAGCCUCCAAAACCAUCAAAUGCUAUGAUAAAACAAGCUCUCAUUAGGACCAUCCCAACAAUUUGUUUUAGAUGGAGCGUGAUAGAGGGCUGCAACACAUGACCUGGCCUUUACAGUCACCCGAUCUAAAAAUUUGUGAUGGUUUGGGAUGAGUUGGAUUGGAAAGUGAAGGAAAAGCAGCCAACAAGCACUCAACAACACUCCUGGGGUCAUCUUUAAGAUGAUAGAAACCCAUUCCAGUCUCUUCAAUCUGACUGAUCCUGCGGAGGCUGUAACACAUCAAAGAGGGCUCGUGUGCUUCCCGCUGUCUCUCCCCCUGCAACCUGUCGCGUGGGGAUUUUUCCACCAGAAAAGCGUUACGGGAUUUGAACUGUAACGGAAAAAUAACCGUUAAGGAUUUUUAAUUGUAACGGAAAUCCGGUGUAGGCUGUGAAUACUGAAUGGUGUGGAGAGAAGGAGAGAAAGAGAGAGAGAGAGACCCCGCGCUGUUCAACUGAGGUGUCUUGAGGUCACACACAUGAUGACCAGUCAGACGUUUCCCUGCUUAGUUGGCUUCCCUUACCUGUAAAUCAGAGCCACAUCCUGCACAGACAGGAAGUGUGUUGUGUAAAAUGUCAGCGUGCAGCGAGUUUGCAGAGCACGUGUGGAAACCGGGAUCUUGUAAAAACUGCUUCCACCCACGUAGUGCCCACACUAAAGGCAGGAAAAACUUGUGCAGGGACGAAGAGGAGGAUGAAGUCGCUUUGGCUUCGCCUUACAUCAAGCCCACUAUUGCCGUAAAGCCCACAAUGAUGAAUUUGGACACAACCGAAACAGCAGCAGAGUUUACCAUAAACACACAGAAGGUCCAGAAGAGUCCAAUUGGACUGAAAAAUGUUCUGGAUCUUUCAUCACUCUACAUUGACAGUAACUGCUGCAGUAAAGCUCUGAAAGAUGCGGUGCUGCAGAGCGGCAUUUCCACAAAGCUGGAUUAUUCCAGCAGGACUCCUGUUUCUCCAAAAGCACCGCCCACCACAGGCUGUGUGUUUAUCAUGCAGGAGGAAUGCUGCAGUCCUAUUGGUCUUAAAGAGAACUUGAGUCCACAGGUGGCAAAAACAUCCAAGUGCACUUAUAUCGCUUCCUGUAAUUCACAUUUACAUCAUAACAAACAGGAAGUGCAGGCAAUAACAAACACAGCUCCAGGAAAUAUAAAUAGGACUGUUAAUGGUGCAUCAGCAGAGACCCUUAGUGUUCUUUCAUCACCCUCAGUAACCCCAGAAUCCCAUAAUAAUCCCAGUCUGUCGGAUUUGUUUUCACACUGCAGUAGUACAGACUCACUGACUAGUCUCACCACGCACCAAUCAGAGCCCAUCUAUGCUGAGAGCUCAAAACGGAAGUGCCGUCUUCGCCAGAACACUGGCACUAUUACUGAGGCCAGUGACGACGGGGAAGGUCAAAGAACGACCAUCACAGUCAUGGCCGCGCACACUGAGGAGAACAACUGCACCUUUUACCUGAGCAGCCCCGAUUCUGCUGUUAGCACCCAGUGGCUCCAUUUUAGCCCCACGACCCCGGAGGACCCAUCCAGCCCUGUCUUCAAUUGGCCACCUUCUCCAUCUGUCAUGGGAAUGACCCCAUUGUCCCCGGACCUGUCCAUGCAGACCGAGACCAAAGUCAGCCCACCCAUUCCUCCCAAAAGAAACUCACGGUCUCCAAAACUCGGCACAUCCAGUUUGUCUCCUCUUCCUGAACUUAACCUCCAUGUGACUCCACCCCUGAAACUGUUUCAGAGUGAUGCCCACUCCUCCUGCCCAGUACUGAGCAGUUUGUGGAGCUCGGAGCCUCAAGCCGAGGAGGAGAAAAGGGAGGAGGAGAAGUGUAAAACAGAAAGAGAAUGGAAAGACAAGUGUGACUCUUCGCCUGGCACCAACGAGAGAAACAACAGUCCCAGUGAGAAACAAGUGGAGAUGAAAACUGAUGGCAGUAGCAGCAGCAGUGAGCCAAGACCUCCAUUGCCUCCGCCCAAAAAACACCACCGCUCCUGUGCUAAGCUCAGUGUGAGCAGUAUGGAAUUGGAUCAGAGAGGAUCAGUGGAGUCACUCCCUCACUCACUGAAGGAAAUGCACACGGCCUCUUCAGAUAGCCUGCCGUCUCUGUCCGAUUCUGUUGUUCUGGAGUCGACUCAGCGCUCCUGCCCUGCCCUGUUCCCAAGUCCAAAUCUCUGUCCCCCGCCAUUACCGGAGAAAAAACUCCUGAGCCGCACCACGUCCUCCGACACAGAGACUAAAGUCAAAGGUCGUGGAGUCACUUCCGGUUCUUCUCCUCAGCUCUCAUAUUCGUCCUCAGCGUCUCUGCAGACCCUGCUGAACAGCGGGGCAAGUCGAGAGUGUGUGUACGCACGGCUGGGCGGACUAUACGGCGAGUGUGUGCGCCGCUUGUCGCUGAAGUGCGAAGAGCGUUUUACACACAUGCAGAAACGCACACACCGUUUCUUCAACGAGCACGAGUGGAGUCUGUUCAAGCUGAACUGCAGCCGUGCCGUGUGCGUGACCAGGGACGCCGCAUACUACCCUGCCUCCUGCUCCUCUGACACACAUACACCUUACGCUGUCAAGAUCUGUAAAGGCCGUAACCCGGAAGUGAGGCGGUCUCACCUGUUCGGUCUUUCUGUGCAGCAGUCGAUCCCUCCCCACUUUAACCUGCAGCAGGACUGCGGUCACUUCCUCGCCUGUGUCCCUCAGAGCAUGCUCCCUGACAACGAAGAGACUCUAACCCCAUCUUCUUCCUCACCGGGUCCCACCCCCACGGAUCAGCAGGAGCGUGUGGUGGUGAUCACACGUGACAUUCCUUGUCAGAGUGUGGCAGACUUUGUGAGCGAGUAUCAGUCAUUCCAUCGCUCGAAUCCCGAGGUGUACGAGCGGCGGGUGUGUUUCCUUCUGUUGCAGCUGUGUAAUGCUCUCGAGCACUUUAAAGCCCACGGCGUCACUCACCGUGACCUCUGCCUUGAAAACAUGCUCCUGGUGCCCCAGAAGCGACCUCAGACAGCCGACCCCACCCCUCAUGAGCCACUGCCUCGCCUCUUAAUUAGCAACUUCUCCAAAGCGAAGCGACGUUGUGAGACGGACGAGAAGCAGCGAACCGAGCUCACUCGCAUGGCGCCCGAGAUCGUCUCUGCUUCUCAGUACCGCAAAGUGGACGAGUUCCAGACGGGUAUCCUGAUCUACGAGAUGCUGCACCUGCCCAAUCCUUUCGAGGCCGUCCCAUCACUGCGAAAUCGCCAUUACUGCAUCGAGGAGCUUCCCUCCAUCCCCUCCGUUUCCAUCUACUCAUCUGGACUGGAGCGUCUCGCUCGUCUCCUGCUGCGUCCCGACCCAGAUGAGAGGAUCCAUAUUGUGGAGGCUAAGCGCGGCCUGCAGAGCCUGCUUUGGGGGCCACGCCGAGAGCUCCUAGACCACGUCCCCUUUAACAACAAGAAGGACAAGGACCACGACACACUGUUGAACUGGCUGGAUGUGAAGCGUGCGCUGCUCAUGAUGAAGUUUGCCGAGCGCUCGCUGGAACCCGAGAAGAACACGGAGCUUGAGGACUGGCUCUGCUGUCAGUAUUUUUCCAACACACACCCACCAUCCCUGCUGCACACCGCCCAGAUGAUGCACAUGAUCAAACCCUUACACUGAUCACUUGUGCAUGUGAGUGUGCACUACAUUCAAGUGUUGUCCGCAUUCCUGUCUCCAUUCUUGCUGUUUUUUUUUUUGUUUUGUUUUUUAAACAGGUCAUGAAACAGUGAGACGUACAUGUGUCCGCUUUGAGCACAUUAUUGGCAGAUAAUUAUUUCAGCUCUCCUGACGAAUUUUUAAAGACAUCUUAAAAAUUUUCUCACUGCCACAGAGAGACUGCUUUACUCCUGUGUGUGUGUGUGUGUGUGUGUGUGUGUGUGUGUGUGUGUGUGUGUGUGUGUGUGAUUUCCACAUAUGUUGCUUAGUCAGCACAAAUGUCACAGUAAAGAUCCAGAGGGACGAAUAGCUGUGUGCUGAUAUUACAUUUUCUGUAUUACUGUUGUGAUCAGAGAUUUUAUGUGCAUUCCUUUACAUUUCAGCACGGACAUUACCUCAUACUGUCGUGUUACUGUACAAAUUGUUAGUUUAUUGCUAAGUCAUACCUCUGCUGUUGGAUACAGUCGUGCACCUAUCUAUCGGCUUUAAUAUAGAGAUUACGGUUAUACCGUUUUGGUUAUUAACAAUUAACCCCCAGAUUCUAAACGCUUUAUAUGCCCUUAAAAUGUGUAUAUUCGUGGACAAAGUGCACUGAUUGGCCGAUCACAGAGUAAAAAGCUUCAAUUCCUAUAACAUUUUUAACGUAACACUUGCAAUAACAUUGCAGGGAUAUCACCAAUAAUUACAGAUGUUGUCUAAAGGUGGUGUUUAUACACUUUGUUUUCGUGUGUUCAGACUAAAAAUUUUUAAAAAUGUAUAAAACUUGAUUAUUUCUAGAAAGAGUCAAUAUGAAACUGAAAUUUUACUCAUUUAUAAACGUGUACGGAAACUGUGCGAAGCAGGUGUUAGCGAGGAUCCGUCUGAUCACCGAAACGCUUGUUUGCUUGCUCGCCUGUAACUAGCCAGUGCGUGUACCGUUUGUUUUUACAGCCGGAAUUCCAUGUGAAAAUCACUGUAGUAAUGCUGUGAGGUUCUAAAUGAUGCUCUGACUAUUAUUACCUAUAAUUAACCUGCUGAAAAUUCCUCAAUAAACUGUAAAUAUCUUUUAAAAAA
Molecule: messenger RNA, 4784 nt
Organism: Silurus meridionalis
Lineage: Eukaryota; Metazoa; Chordata; Actinopteri; Siluriformes; Siluridae
Product: inactive tyrosine-protein kinase PRAG1
Exons: 9
Coding region: 651-3695 (1014 amino acids)
Biological process (GO): protein phosphorylation
Molecular function (GO): protein kinase activity; ATP binding
Source: RefSeq, a predicted model, not a curated record